AGAAAGAGAGAGAGAGAGAGAGAGAGAGAGAGAGAGGGAAUAUAACCACCCACCUAAGUGGCUGGCAAAACGACUGGCAGUCAUAAAACGGAGCGUCUUCCAGACAGCCUCAGAAACAAGGAGCUCUCAGUGACAAGGUGCAUGGGACAGGGAGAGGCGAAGAACCCUUAAAGGCCGUUCAUUCACAUAGCGAGACUUGGACUCACACGGUCCUGCACACCCGCAUCCUGUGCUGAGUAACAGAAUAGUGCCGCCAAAAGCCAGAGAAAGCCAGAGAGCGUGACAGCUUCAGGACCACGAGAGUGAAUGGAUACUUUCUGCAGCCUCAGUGGCCUAGACCCUCUCUGGGACUGGAAUCAGACAUGGUACACACACACCCCUGAGCUGAGCGACUGCUUCCAGAACACGGUACUGGUAUGGGCCCCCUGCAUCUAUCUGUGGGUCUGCUCACCUUUCUACUGCCUGCAUCUUUACUGUCAUGGUCGUGACCGGCUGCCCUUCUCACUACUCUGCAGUGCCAAGCUGUUGCUGGGGUUCUUCUUGGCAUCCUUUGGCUUUGUGGAAUUCUUCUACAUACUGUUGGAGCGGAACCAAGAGAUCCAUCGCCACCUCGUCUUUCUCCUGAGCCCUGUCAUACGCAGCCUUACUGUGGUGCUGGCAGUUUGUAUCAUCCAGUGGGAGCGAGUGCGAGGCUGCCGCUCCUCUGUGGUGCUCUUCCUCUACUGGCUCUUGGGCGUGGUCUGCUCUCUAGUGCCCCUCAGGGCCAAGAUCCAGCUGGCCGUCGAACAGGGGCUCUCUCCAGAUAUCGUCCGUUACUUGGCUUUUUUCUCCUACUUCGCCCUCCAGCUGGCCCAGCUCUUCCUCAGCUGUUUUGCGGACCAGGCGUCUCCCAGCAAAGCGACCCUCAAGAAUGCAUGUCCCGUUCAGGAUGCAUCAUUUCUGUCAAAAUUCCUCUUCUGGUGGUUCAGAGGGUUGGUGGUUAAAGGCUACCGCAACCCUCUGCAGGCCGAAGAUCUGUGGAGUCUGAGGCAGGAGGACACGUCAGACAAAAUCGUCUCAGAUCUAGAGGAGGAAUGGACCACAGAGCGAACCAAACUUCAACAACAGGAGAACUACUUGAGCAGUGGUGUGGCGUUGGGGUCCCGCUUGCCGGAUCAGGCUCAGCUCCUGAGAAAGCUGCAGAAGGAGCAAAGCUCAGGCUUCUGCCUUUUACGGACGCUGGCGCGCAACUUCGGGCCCUACUUCCUUUCUGGGACGCUGUGCCUCAUAGUCCACGAUGCCUUCAUGUUUGCCAUCCCACAAGUCCUCAGUCUUCUCUUAGGCUUCAUGAGGGAGGAGGAUGCUCCACUGUGGAAAGGAUAUUUCUAUGCUUCGCUCAUGUUCCUCCUUUCGUGUCUGCUGUCUCUCUUUAACCACCAGUAUAUGUACACCUGCUUUACUGUGGGCAUGAGGGUCAAGACUGCUGUCAUGGGACUCGUCUAUAGAAAGUCUCUGGUAAUAAGCAGUGCAGCACGCAGAACGUGUACCGUGGGAGAGAUUGUGAAUCUGGUUUCGGCUGACACUCAGAAGCUUAUGGAUUUUGUGGUGUACUUCAACGCCGUAUGGCUUGCCCCCAUCGAGAUUGCUCUUUGUCUCUUCUUUCUGUGGCAGCAUCUAGGCCCAUCUGCUCUGGCUGGCAUCGCCACAGUGAUUCUCAUCUUCCCUUUAAAUGGAUUCAUUGCCAAGAAGAGGAGUAAAUUACAGGAGAUUCAGAUGAAGUUCAUGGAUGGACGAAUCAAGCUGAUGAAUGAGAUCCUGAAUGGCAUAAAGAUCCUGAAGUUCUACGCCUGGGAAAAGGCUUAUCUCGAGCAGGUUCUAGGCUACAGAGAGAAAGAGCUUGGGGCCCUGAGGAAAUCCCAGAUCCUCUACUCCAUCUCCAUUGCUUCCUUCAACUCCUCGUCUUUCCUGAUUGCUUUUGCCAUGUUUGGAGUGUACGUUCUCAUUGAUGAAAAAAACGUGUUGGACGCUCAGAAGGUCUUUGUGUCCAUGGCGCUCAUCAACAUCCUGAAGACCCCUCUUAGCCAGCUUCCAUUUGCAAUGAGCACCACCAUGCAGGCUGUUGUCUCCCUAAAGCGCUUGGGAAAGUUUUUGUGUCAAGAAGAGCUAAAACCAGACAACGUGUCCAGAGAGCCUUAUAAAUUGGAUGAUGAUGGUGUGGGGGUUGAGAAUGGGACAUUCAGUUGGUCUAAAGAUGGUGCUCCGUGUCUAAAAAGGAUCAAUGUCAGAGUUCCUCGUGGCGCACUGGUUGCUGUUGUCGGCCACGUUGGCAGUGGAAAAUCGUCAUUACUUUCUGCAAUGCUUGGAGAGACAGAGAGGAGAAGUGGAAGUGUCUCUAUCAAGGGUUCAGUGGCCUACGUCCCCCAGCAGGCCUGGAUCCAGAAUGCCACACUGCAGGACAACAUCUUGUUUGGACGAGAGAAGAGGAAGAGCUGGUACCAGCGUGUGCUGGAGGCCUGCGCCCUUCUGCCUGAUCUAGAGAUCCUGCCAGCAGGGGACGCCACUGAGAUCGGCGAGAAGGGUUUAAACCUGUCUGGAGGCCAGAAGCAGAGGGUGAGCCUGGCUCGUGCGGUGUACAGGAAGGCUGAUGUCUAUCUGCUGGAUGAUCCUCUGUCUGCUGUGGAUGCCCAUGUGGGUCAGCACAUCUUUGAUAAGGUCAUUGGGCCCAAGGGUGUGCUCAGAGACAAGACUCGAGUCCUGGUGACCCAUGGGAUGAGCUUCCUGCCCCAGGCUGAUCUGAUCCUUGUGCUGGUGGAUGGCGAGAUCACUGAGAGCGGCUCCUACCAGGAGCUAUUGAACCGCAAUGGGGCCUUCGCUGACUUCAUUCGCACCUUUGCCGGCUCAGAGAGGAAGGAAAGCUCAGUGCAAAGAGGCUCCAGAAGGUCCUGUGCAAGACUCAGUGUAACAGAUUUUAUGCCGUUCUCCAGGGACCUCUCUCAGGAGCAGCUGAUUGGUGGCGACACCAACAAUGUCACUAUGCAGAGCGUAGAGCCAGAUAUCGAGCAGGAACAGAUCCCUGAGGAGCUGGGAAAACUGACAGUGGUGGACAAAGCUCGGAUAGGCAGAGUGAAACUGGAGCUGUACAUCGAGUACUUCCGCACCAUCGGCUUGGCUCUGAUUGUACCCAUUCUCUUCCUGUACGCCUUCCAACAGGCUGCUUCUCUGGCAUACAACUACUGGCUCAGCAUGUGGGCCGACGAGCCGAUCAUCAACGGUACCCAGCUCAACACUGACAUGAAGUUAGGAGUUUAUGGAGCUCUUGGAUUUGCACAAGGCAUAGCCAUUUUUGGCACCACAGUGGCCAUCUCUAUUGGAGGCAUCAUUGCUUCUCGCCAGUUGCACCUGGACCUCCUAAAAAAUGUCCUCCACUCCCCCAUGUCCUUUUUCGAGUCCACCCCCAGCGGCAACCUCCUGAACCGAUUCGCCAAGGAGAUUGACGCUAUCGACUGCAUGAUUCCAGAUGGCCUAAAGAUGAUGCUGAGCUACUUCUUUAAGCUAAUGGAAGUGUGCAUCAUAGUGCUUCUGGCCACGCCCUUCGCUGCCAUCAUCAUCCUCCCCCUUGCUCUGCUCUAUGCUUUUGUGCAGAGCUUCUAUGUGGCCACAUCCUGCCAGCUGCGACGUUUGGAGUCAGUGAGUCGCUCACCCAUCUACACCCACUUUAACGAGACGGUGCAGGGCGCCAGUGUUAUCCGGGCCUUCGGCGAGCAGUCGCGCUUCAUCUUGCAGGCCAAUCAGAGGGUUGAUCACAACCAGACCGCUUAUUUCCCCCGCUUUGUGGCAACCAGGUGGCUAGCGGUGAAUUUGGAGUUCCUGGGUAAUGGUGUAGUUCUCGCUGCUGCCAUUCUCUCUGUGAUGGGAAAAGACACUCUAAGCCCUGGAAUCGUGGGCUUAGCUGUAUCCCACUCCCUCCAGGUGACAGGCAUCCUGAGUUGGAUUGUGAGGUCGUGGACAGAUGUGGAGAACAACAUAGUGUCGGUGGAAAGGGUGAAGGAGUAUGCAGAGACACCCAAAGAGGCUGCAUGGACCUCUGAGUGCAACUCUCUACCAUCUGCUUGGCCUCAAACAGGCACCAUAGAGUUCCAGGACUAUAGCUUACAGUACCGAAAAGGUCUAGAGUUUGCUCUGAAAGGCAUCUCCCUACAUAUCCAGCAAAGAGAAAAGAUCGGCAUUGUGGGAAGGACAGGUGCGGGGAAGUCGUCUCUGGCCCUCGGAAUCUUCCGGAUCUUGGAGGCGGCAAAAGGAAAGAUUUACAUCGAUGGGAUCAACAUCGCAGAGCUCGGUCUCCAUGAUCUCAGGUCUCGCAUCACUAUAAUUCCACAGGAUCCAGUGCUGUUCUCCGGCUCCUUGCGUAUAAAUCUGGACCCUUUUGACACAUACUCCGAAGAAGAAGUGUGGAAUGCAUUAGAACUAGCUCAUCUCAAGAACUUUGUUUCUGGACUGCCAGACAAACUCAAUUAUGAGUGCUCAGAAGGAGGGGAAAAUCUCAGUCUUGGGCAGAGGCAGUUGGUAUGUUUGGCAAGGGCCCUCCUUCGUAAGACAAAGAUCUUGGUUCUGGAUGAAGCGACAGCAGCAGUGGAUCUGGAGACAGACACGCUGAUUCAGUCCACCAUCCGCAGCCAAUUUGAGGACUGCACAGUUCUCACCAUCGCCCACCGGCUCAACACCAUCAUGGACUACACAAAAGUUAUUGUGAUGGACAAAGGACACAUAGUGGAGAUGGACUCCCCUGUUAACCUUAUUGCACAAAGAGGCCAGUUUUACCGCAUGUGCAGAGAGGCUGGGUUAGUGUAAACCUCCCUUCUCAAGCUGCCAUCAUCAACAUCAGUCUGCUGGCGCCCCCUUGUGGUGGACUCCAAUAAUCAGUUUUGUUGGCCAGUGUAAUUAAUAUACAGAGAGAAAAACCAAAAAAAAAACCACUCCCAUGGUGCUUCUAUGGAGAAGAUGGGUGCUUGAAUUCUCAUUCCUAAUAAUUCCCAGAGUUAUAUUCCAAGCAUGUUUCACAGGUGUAGAGAUGUAUACAAGCUCAAUUGAAACCUUAUUUACUCAGGUUGACCGCCUUUUUCAAGGGCACCACAACUAUACACAUCCCUUUGGAACUGGAAGGUGAAGGCCUUUCAGUUAUGCAUUAUAACGUAGCUGUUGCUGAGAGACAGAACAAGUUGAGCUGAAGACUGUGCCACUGGCAAGUUUCUAUGUUGGAUUUCACUUGAGUUGAUAGGAAAGCAUCUGGUGGAAAUGUGUAAAUAAUUGUAUAUAAAAGAGAGAUGAUGACACCACUGUGUCCUCUUUUACCUUCACCUAAAGAAUUCUUAUAGAAUGUGAAGAACACAGCACUACAGUGAGUUUGAUGCUAUUUGUGGGCAACAUUUUAAAAGAGGACUAUUUUUGACAUGCAAACCCUAGAAUAUAAAUGUAACUCAAACUGUUAGGUCAGGAGAUAAAGGUAAGAUACAUUAAGGUGUUAGAGAAACAGUACAAAUGCCAUAUUUACUGACAGUGUAACUCAAAAUGCCCUCAGAAGCAGCUCUGUUGAAAGUCACCCUCUCAGGCACUUUGUUUAUGAGGGAGUCUAAGAGGAAAACAGUGGAGCAGUCCAACUACAUUGUGGAGUUUGUUUAUUUCUAGCAAAGCAAACACAUAAAAUGGUCAAUGACGACAUGAUGAAAGGUCCUGUGGAGUGCCAACACAAGCUAGAUCACAAAUCUAGACCUUGUAGAAAUAAGACACAGUAACUGUUGAUACACUGAAAACACAGUAAAUUUCACUUUAUCACCAAGGCAACAGGGAUUUCCCUUUGAUAUUGAACUUGAAGUAAAACUGUUCUGGAAUAUUUAGUUCUCUAUAAAUGUUACUGUAGAGCAUGUAUGCUCUUGUACUUUAUCCAAUCCAUUCAGAAUGGAGCUCAGUACAGAAGCUAUUCCUCUUGUUUUAAAAGCCUUAAAGCACUAUGCAAAAAAGCUGCAAGUAAAUCCAAAUACUUCUGCAUUUUAUUUAUACAUUUGCUAUUUUAUAUUGCUUUUGUAUUGAAAAAUAAACCAUUCAAGGUUUUUCAUAUAUCAACUAUGUAAAAUAUUAAAAACUUUUUGAAAAUCUGUUGUGUAGUACCCAUUUCCUCAUACCAGACAGGUGCACUACACUACAACACAACACCGUCAGAUCCAGUCAUCCACCACCAAAGUAAUAAACACCCAACGAGCAAAAACCAGGGCAAGAUAUCUGAGUACCAAACUAUAUUUAUUGUAUACAGUAGUAAAGGACAACAAAUAAUGUACAAAUCAGUACAGAAAGAUGAGACCACAUGGAUGCUGAUUCAGCCCGACCCUUACGGAUACCAGUCUGCUGGACCAUACAGCAGAAGGCGAGAACCUAGUUUAGGGGGAGGGGAGGGUAAAUUAGACCUUUCCUCUCUGGUUAGACCGACACUUCCAUGGAGGGACAGUAACAAUUCCCUUUUGCUUGGAAAAGGCAGUAAACUUUGGGAUUUAAAAAACAAUUUCUGCCUUCUUCUGAAAAUUGAUUAUAUGGGAAACUACAGACAUUUAUAAUAAAAACCUGGAUUAAGUUUUCUUCAGGGUUUGGUCCAGUACCUGAUCCUCACCAUUAACAGAACGAUCUGACCAGGUUUCCCCUUCGGUGGUCAGUCAGAAAAGGCUGAAAGUUCCCCACAAUCCCAUCCCCCUUUGAUACUUCAUGAGUGAGGCAGCUCAAAUUAAAAACUGGAGGUGGGGGGGUGGCAAAAGAAUAGAACGCAGGGUGGGCAUCUCUUCAGCUAACAGACAUAAAACAGAUUCCGGCUUAAAAGAUACUUAAAGCUGCAUGAGACAGGCAUACAGGGGAAAAACAAAAUCAAAAAAA
Molecule: messenger RNA, 6891 nt
Organism: Colossoma macropomum (tambaqui)
Lineage: Eukaryota; Metazoa; Chordata; Actinopteri; Characiformes; Serrasalmidae
Gene: abcc6a
Product: ATP-binding cassette, sub-family C (CFTR/MRP), member 6a
Exons: 31
Coding region: 307-4827 (1506 amino acids)
Biological process (GO): transmembrane transport
Cellular component (GO): membrane
Molecular function (GO): ATP binding; ABC-type transporter activity; ATP hydrolysis activity
Source: RefSeq, a predicted model, not a curated record